GUAGUAAUUCAAUAAUUAUUGGAAGGUGAGUUGUCACAAUUAAUAUGUAGGUGAUUGGUUGUACUUUUCUUAGUACUACUGUUCUACUGCUUCCAUUUGAUUCAUCAAAGUCAUUUUUGUGGUAUUUAUGAUGUUUUAGGCUACAACUAUAUCCCACCAACACUUGGUUUUGGAUCCAAUUUAGAGAGAGAGAGAGAGAGAGAGAGUUAAAGAGAGAAACCAUGUUGGCGAGUGCUUCAUCUUCUAUGUUUGCAAAGUUCUUAAGAAGUUCUCAUGAGCCAUUUUCAUGGUUAGGAAGCUGUUCUUCAUUUGCUUCGCGGCCUUCGUCUUUUUCGCAGCAGGAAUGCUCAUCAGAUUUGUGGAGUGAUGAAGAGAAUGGUGACAUUAAUUGGGACAAUCUUGGGUUCGGCCUUGUUCCGACCGAUUAUAUGUAUGUCAUGAAAUGCAGUCGAGACGAUCGAUUCAGCAGCGGCGAGCUCAAUCGAUACGGCAACAUCGAGCUCAGCCCAUCUUCUGGUGUUCUGAACUAUGCACAGGGUCUAUUCGAAGGGCUCAAAGCUCAUAGGCGAGGCGACGGGCGCGGUUUCUUGCUCUUCAGGCUCGAAGAGAAUGCGAAAAGGAUGCAGAUGGGGGCCGAGAGGAUGUGCAUGCCGUCGCCGUCCACCGAUCAGUUCGUUCACGCCGUGAAGCAAACCGUGCUAGCCAACAAGCGCUGGGUACCACCUCGAGGAAAAGGGUCUCUUUACGUGAGGCCGUUGCUCAUCGGGAGUGGACCGAUUUUAGGCCUAGCUCCUGCACCUGAAUAUAUGUUCUUAGUGUAUGCUGCACCAGUGGGAACAUACUUCAAGGAGGGUCUUGCGCCGAUAAACCUGUUCAUAGAGACCGAAAUCCAUCGAGCAACUCCGGGAGGGACAGGGGACGUGAAAACAAUCGCGAAUUACGCACCGGUAUUGAAGGCGCAGAUGCGGGCCAAGGCCAAAGGACUUACAGAUGUUCUUUACCUCGACUCCGUGAAUAAAAGAUACUUAGAGGAGGCCUCUUCUUGCAAUCUAUUCAUGGUGAAGGAUAAUAUCAUCGCAACACCAGCGACCGACGGAACAAUUUUACGCGGGAUCACACGCAAAAGCAUCAUCGAACUCGCUCGCGAUCUUGGUUAUCAGGUUAAGGAGCGGCUCGUUUCGAUCGAUGAUCUAAUUGCGGCAGAUGAAGUAUUCUGCACAGGAACUGCUGUAGUUGUUGCUCCUGUAUCCAGCAUUACUUACGGCGAUCAACGGUAUGAGUACAAAACUGGAGCAGAAACAGUGUCAGAGAAGCUGUACAAAGCCCUAACAGCAAUCCAAAUGGGGCAUGUUGAGGACAAAAAAGGGUGGACAGUUGAAAUUGAAUGAGAUGGGUGAUUGAAGGACUAAAUUGUAAAUAUUACAGACCAAAUUUAGCUAAUAAUUUACAUGCAACUUAGUUCCCUUCUAAAAUCUAAUCCUUUUUUGCUGAAGUAUAGAAACUGCAGCAACUUACAAUAGUAAUUUUUUUUUAUUUAUUUUUGUAAAACAAGAACUUUAUCAAUAAAUUAGCCUGUUUGUGAUAGAA
Ananas comosus (pineapple) is the source of this 1587-nucleotide messenger RNA. Its product is annotated as branched-chain-amino-acid aminotransferase 3, chloroplastic-like. The coding region runs from base 222 to 1388 and encodes 388 amino acids. NCBI's taxonomy places the organism in Eukaryota, Viridiplantae, Streptophyta, Magnoliopsida, Poales, Bromeliaceae. Gene Ontology annotation, biological process: branched-chain amino acid metabolic process. The transcript has 10 exons. Gene Ontology annotation, molecular function: branched-chain-amino-acid:2-oxoglutarate transaminase activity. The record is from RefSeq and is a predicted model, not a curated record.